ACAAGAGAUCCCUCUACCUUGCAAAACCAUGGCACAGUAUCGCAGCCAAUGACAGUCAAAACAAUAUUUCCAGAGGAGUCCUUUGUAUGCCUUUUCAUAGCCACACACACCCCAACUAACUUUCAAUGCUGACGGGGCUCAUCCAGCGGCUAAACUACAAAGAACCAGUUCAGGCGCUGGGAGAACGACUGGCAAGAGGUACGCGACGUGCCCGGAGACUUCGCCUCGAGACUGCUCAGGUCUGCACGGGUUCUGCCUCGCACUGCCGCGAGCGCCACGGGCCCCGCCCCUUCCGCCGAGACGACCAACCGCCGCCAUCAGGCAGACCAACUUCUGCAGCAAACGAGGAAAGCAGGAAGCGCAUGACAGCCCUCCCCUCCGUCCUGUCGGAGAUGGCAGACCUCCAUCGCCAGCUGCAGGACUACCUGUCGCAGGGAAAGGCGGGCAGGCAGGCGGACGCGGAGCCUCUGCUCGCUGCGGGGACUGCUAAAGAGCCCGCGGACGGGGUCGGACCGGCGGGAGCGUGGCUUGGCCGCGCCGGCCUGCGGUGGGCGUGGACGCGGAGUUCCUCAGAGCCGGCGGCUGCAAGCCAGGCGUGCUUGCCGAGCGUGACGCGCGGGCAGCAGCUGGCCGCGGGCGGAGCAUGUCUGCUACUGGCCACCCUCUGCUUCGGCCUGGCGGCGCUCUACGCGCCAGUGCUGGUACUGCGCGCGCGCAAAUUCGCACUGCUCUGGUCGUUGGGCUCGGCUUUGGCUCUAGCCGGCGGCGCGCUACUGCGGGGCGGAGCGGCGUGCGGGCGUCUGCUGCGCUGCGAGGAGACGCCUUCCAGACCCGCACUGUUCUACGCGACCGCGCUGGGAGCCACGCUGUACGCGGCGCUGGGUCUGCGCAGCACGCCGCUCACGGCCUUAGGCGCCUGCGCGCAGGUGGCCGCCCUGCUGGCCUUACUGGCUAGCCUGCUACCCUGGGGCGGUGGCACUGCGCUGCGCCUGGCGCUCGGCCGCUUGGGCCGCCGCGCAGGUCUCGCUAAUGCGCUCCCGGUGUGAGCCCGCGACAGAGAACGACGUGGACCCUCCCCAGAACCCGGCGCCUGCGGAGCCAAAGACUGCACCCGUCGGUUCCUGGACUGUACCACCGCAAUACGUCCUGAGGACACUGCCGCUAAGGGUGAAGGCGUAAUCUAGACAGUGCUGGCGAGUGUAAACCUUGAGCAGCUGUUUCAAACUGAGACACCAGCAGUUUCGGAUGGUCUUGAUCUCAUCUUUUCGUGCUAUAGUGGGUAGCAUGUGCUCUGAAAAGGAAGUUCUGCGGUUGAAUUGGUGACAGUAUGCUAUGAAGCUGCCAUUAGAAGUUGUUUUUGCACUGUGGUUUUAGAUUAAGUUGAGUAAAAAGGGAAUGGCUCUUUGCAUUAGCUGUUUUUGUGGUUUUUCUCAGGCUUAACUUUUUCUUUUGUUACUUUUUUUUUUUAAUCCAGUGGUAGAUGGAGUUGAGCUACAAUAGCUUUUUUUUUUUUUUUUGGCUGUACCUAAGACUUGUAAAUUAUUUUCCCUUAAUGUUCAGUAUAAAUGAAUCUCAGAAGAGUAUCAGAUUAAGUAUUACAUCUAAUCACUGGAUUUUAAAAAGCAAUUAGUUAAGAUGGUUUACCUCGGUUUUUUCCUUAAAGAGAAAUUAUAAAUUUGGUGCCUUAUGUAACAUUAAAGGAAAAUUGGUCCUGAAUUAGAUAUGUAAGCAGUGGAACAAAAUACUUUUUUUGUAUAUCAGAAAUCAAAUUGCCUGAUAUCCUGUAAGAUGCCCAUAAACCCUUGGAGGGGACUCGGUGCAGAACUGGGCUAGCAAAUCCUGGGAUCAGGAAGGUAAUUAUACAUCCAGAAUUCCCAUAUUUGAUGGAAAUGAUGAAUUUCUGCAGACUAUCAUUUCUAAUUGUAUUUCCUUUUUAAAACAGUGUACAAUUUCUUUUCUUCUACUUUAGUUGUAGAUGGACACAAUACUUCUAUUUAUUUUUAUGUGGUGCUGAGGAUGGAACCAGUGCCUCACACGUGCUAGGCAAGUGCUCUAGCACUGAGCUACAACCCCAGCUCACAGUUUACAAUUUCCAUGGUGAUCCUAACACAGUGUAAGAUGCUUUUCAAUUGUAAUUGUUGUAUUUCCUUCAAUUUAGGCUCAGUGCUUACUUUUACUUACCUUAGUUUAUUGCCAGAAAGUGAGGAUCCAGAAAAACUACAGGUUUUGUCAAUAGCUAUAAACUAGUAAAAUAUACUCUGUGCCAGUGGUUCUCACACUUAACUGGCACAUCAGAAUUACUUGAAGAGCAACACUUCAGAUAAAUUCAUUCAGAAUCUCUGGAAGUGGGAUCAGGCAUUGACAUUUUAUUAAAGCUCCCCUGAUGAUUCCAUGUUCAGCCAAGGUUGAGGAAAGACCAAAGGUGCAUUGGCUUGCACAGUUUGAAAUAAUUGUUUUUUGGGACUGGAUUCCAGUGUUGCCCAAUAUUGUGUCAAUCAGCAAAAGAGCCCUGCUUCUUCCUCCAGCCUGGCUAAAUGUACAUUUUCUGCCCUAGUAAUGCUCUGAGCCCUUCCCCAAGAUGUGAUACUGACUUAAGUGAUCAACAGGUGGACUUGUGAGCUACCACCCUGCUUAGAACUUAGUAAUACCACCUCUUCCCCUAUUAGUACAUAGGGUUACCUACCUCAAAGGGGUACUUUCGAGUUUUCAGGGGUAAGUUAUAUUUUUAGUGGGAAAGACCUAUGCCAUUGACUGUUCUUUCUAGUCCCCUAGUUAAAUUUCUGUUCUAGUUCUCUACAAUUUGCAUGGAUGAAGAUUUUUGUGUUUAACACAUUUUUAUGUUGAUGCUAUUAUAGUUCUUUAGCCAGGAUGUUACAAAUUCUUUUUCCAUCCUGACAUAGUAGUACAUGCCUGUAAUCUCAGCUAUGCAGGAGGCUGAGGCAGGAGAAUCUCAAAUUCAGGGUCAGCCUGGGCAACUUAGCAAGACCCUGUCUCAAAAUAAAAAGGAAUGGGUAGUGAGGCCCUAAGCAACUCAGUGAGACCCUGUCUCUAAAUAAAGUACAAAAAAGGACUGGGGACAUAGCUCAGUGGUAGAAAGCUUGCCCAGCAUGCCUGAGGCCCUGGGUGGAUCCCUAGUACAGCCAAAAAAAAGUUUCCAGCAUUUUCUCAAUUCAUUGAAAAUCUAGUUUUUAAAAAAUUCAAACCACCAUAUCUUGUAUUUAUUUGGACAGUGAUGUUUUAAAAUGCCAUAUAUACUAUAUUUCUGAGUAUUUUAAUAAAGGUAUACUGUCAAGA
Messenger RNA from Sciurus carolinensis (gray squirrel), 3294 nucleotides. It is a transcript of the gene Sft2d3, whose product is annotated as SFT2 domain containing 3. Lineage: Eukaryota; Metazoa; Chordata; Mammalia; Rodentia; Sciuridae. Gene Ontology annotation, cellular component: membrane. Gene Ontology annotation, biological process: vesicle-mediated transport. Bases 126 to 1046 code for a protein of 306 amino acids. The record is from RefSeq and is a predicted model, not a curated record. The transcript has a single exon.